Maniola jurtina (meadow brown) is the source of this 7366-nucleotide messenger RNA. RefSeq names its product SH3 domain-containing kinase-binding protein 1-like. Lineage: Eukaryota; Metazoa; Arthropoda; Insecta; Lepidoptera; Nymphalidae. The record is from RefSeq and is a predicted model, not a curated record. The transcript is spliced from 15 exons. Gene Ontology annotation, molecular function: protein binding. Bases 233 to 2440 code for a protein of 735 amino acids. Gene Ontology annotation, biological process: regulation of actin filament polymerization.
UCCAGAGCCGUAAAAGCAGUUAAAAAAAUGUGGGUGGUGUACAAUAUUAUCUAUGCUGUGAAAUUUUGAUUUGACGUGAUUCGAAAAAUAUUUUUUUCGAGUUCGUACCUACUUCGCCCUAAUUUGAUAAAGUUUUUUUAUGUGGAACGUGAAGUGAAAUCGUACAUGUUGUGCACAAACAAAUUAGAAUAAUAAUGUGAUAAUGUGAUUGUAUUAAAAUAUAUCGUUAAAAAUGGAGACUACAACAAACCAAAAGGUAUCCUGUAUAGUUAACUAUUCAUAUGAUGCAUCAGAGACAGACGAGUUGACAAUAAGACCUGGGGAUAUUUUGCGAGACGUAGAACGCCUGCCAGGCGGGUGGUGGAAAGGAGAGCUGCGUGGUCGCCGUGGAAUGUUUCCUGACAAUUUUGUUUCUGUUCUAACUGAACAGAAUAAUGCACGGCCGGGCGGGGUGCAGGGGCGCUGUCGAGCUGUCUUCAGCUAUCAGCCAGCCAAUCCUGAUGAGCUGCCCUUGUCUGUUGGUGACGUACUUGAAGUUCUUGGAGAGGUAGAGGAGGGCUGGUGGCAGGGGCGGCGCGGCGCGCGCGUUGGCGUGUUCCCCUCCAACUUCGUGGUGAUGCUGGAGCCGCCGCCCGCGCAGCCCGCGCCCGCCGAGCCGGCGCCCGCGCUGCCGCCCAAGCCAGUUAAGGAGCAAUGCCGCGUGUUGUUCCCAUACGCCGCGGUCAACGAUGACGAGCUGACGCUGGUGGAGGGCGAGAUCGUGAACAUUGUGUCCAAGGACGCGCCGGACCGCGGCUGGUGGAAGGGCGAGCUGCACGGCCGAGUCGGCCUGUUCCCGGACAACUUCGUCCAGCUAUUGCCGGCCGUAACUCAAGAGGUGGAAGAAAAGAAACCCGAGCGGCCGCCAGGGAAGAACGCGAAUACCACCCCACUUUACCCCAUUCUAAACAAAUACACCGAAAAAACUGCCUCCGUUAAAGACUUGAUCACGUCUAAAAUAAGCAUGCACAAAGAAAAUACAUUGAGCAAAGAAAGCAGCAUACAAAGUACAAUCACGCACACGAAUAAAAGUGAGUCGGAGAAACUAAUACACAAUGAGACUGUGGCAGAUGGAACACUCGAUGGACAAGUGAAGAAACCUCCAGUGCCAUUGAAAAAGAGCCCGACCCCGGCUUCGAGCGUCGGCGGUUUGUUCAGCGGACUCAAAAAUAAAAUGCUGUCCUCGUCAGAGAAGACCGAAAAGUCUUCAACAACGGUAUCAACGGUGUCGAGCGGGAGCAGUAGUAGCGGGGAGUGGGACCGCACGGAUGGUGUGACGUCAAGCAAGCCCAGCCCCAGCGCCACUGCCAAUACCAACGCCAACGUUGGCGCGAAUAACGCCGCCAACACGUUCGACCAUGUCGAGAGGAAUUCCAUACUUAAUGAUCCGAGAGCCGGCAGAGUGAAGGCGCCCCGACGGCGACCGCCUAGUCAAGUCCUGCGCGACGACACGCCGCAACUGAUCGGACUGACUAACGGACAUGAAGUGCCAAAGGAAAAACCAACAUCUUCAGAAAAAGCGGAAGAAAUCAGACCUCGUACACGAGAAUGGGAAAAAAACAAAGCGCCGUGGAUGGAGGAACUUAAACUGAAUCAGGCAAAGAAAACCAGCUUUGGGUCCGAAGGGAAAUCACGGUCCGCUUCUACUUCGUCCGAAGCGAGUGGAGUUGCGAGCAAGGCGGGCGGAGGAAGCACAGAUAGGAUAUUGGAUUGCGGUUUGGAGGAAAAACGGUCGAGUCACUCGAUGGAAAUGUCGAAGAGCACUUCAUCCAUCAGCAACCGAAUAUCUGUUUUGGAAAGCCUAGAGUCUAGUUUAGAGUCAAAAACUCGACAGUCAGGAGAUCUGAAAAAUCCUCCCGAGCGCCCUCCAGACCUGCCGACCAGCAGACCACCGCCGCUACAGUCUCCCACCGCUGCAGGUCGAACGUUAACCGCGAUGUUAGACGACAUAAAGAAACCACCCGCGCCCUCUCCACCGACCGCGUUCACGCGGACGACCAACGAAACCACCGACAAGUCGCCCAGUAGACCCGACAAGCUGACGCCCAUCGAUAAACAUGAAAUUAGCUCGAUAAGCAAGUUCUCGAGUAUAAUCGAGAAAUCGAGUAGCAGUAACAUCGAGAAAUCGGAAGAGAAGUCGAUCAGUUCAGGGACGCUGGAGAGGCGGCUACAGUCGCUGAAGGCGGACAAACCUGCCGAGCUGCCCGAUCGAGGCUCGGAGGCGUUAAUCGCACAGCUGAAUAACAGAAUAUUAAACUUAGAGAAGCUAUUAGAGGUACAAAACGCUAAAUUCAACGCUGCCAUUGAAGACCUAACCGACAAGCUCAAGCAGGAGUCUGACAAACGUCACGCGCUGCAGAUGGAAAUCGAGAAACUUGCACAUUGUGUGACGCAAGUCUAAUGUUUUCAUUGAAUGUUUUUGGCUUUGACAAGUGUAGCAUACGGUUGCGCACAUAAAACAGGAUAUAGAAAUCUAUGAACUGAAAUUCCUAAGGAAGCGGGUAUAGAGUGUGACAUUCAGCAUGUACAUACGUCGUCGAUAGACGUCCAAUGCUGGACAUAGGUCUCUUGUAGGGACUUCCCACACGUUGCUGUUUUCCGUCCGGAUCAAACAGCUCCCUGCUACUCGUUCGAUGUCGUCCGUCCACCUAGUGGAGGAUCUGCGACCGAGAUCGUCAUUCCAGCGCUUUUGUUCAAGACAUUUAUCGGGCACUGAACGUUUUAAGUUGAUAAGUAUUUCAGUUACACUAAGGCCGAAAGAAUAUAUGCGCAGUGUCGUAGCGAAGAAUGUGAUGAUGAUAUUUCCAUUACGUAGUAUACAAAUUUAUGUGACGCAAAACGAAAAGGUUGCGCGGUGCGUCGCCGCUAGUAUUUGCAAGGAAUUUGUUCCUCUUUAAUAUGUACUAAUGUACAUAUAUGUGUAAAAUAAAUAUGAUUGGAGAUUACAUAGCAGAGAUUAAUUAAUAUACAUUGUAACAUUUUAGGAAAGAUGCGUCGACACUCUUGAGAAUAUAUACCUACGAGCACGUUCAAACUUAGGCUGUCUGUGCACUUUGAAAUAUUUGCAAACUUUGCACAUUAACGAAAUUGUAUCAGGGCAGAUAUGCACCAAAACUCGGUAACAUUGUCUCAGAUUUAUAGAUGGUACUUUGACUUGCUCAAACUCAAGAAAGAAUUAAAAUGAGACAGAGUUAUGUAUCUGACAUAAAUCUGUCUCGUUUCAACUCUAAGGAAAGUCAAAGUACGCUCUAUAGAUGUUAACCUAAUUCUGAAACGUUUGAAAUAAUCGUGGGGUGCAUCACUAGGCCGAAAACACCGCCACCUGAUUUGAGUCUACCCUCUACACACCUCAAGUGGUGAAUGUUCGGGAGAGCAUUUUGAUAGUACCAUUUCGGUCUUCUUAUUUAAGUGAGACUAUUAUUACUACCUAUUCACGCUGGCGUGAGGAUUUACACAGUACUAUAAUUAUAGUGCAUACAUUUUGAGAACGUACUCACCAUAUUUACUAGUAUGUGUCAACUUUCAUGUCGAAAAUACGAUUUUAGUCCUUAAUCUAAAUAUAAACUGUGAUGUCUAAGUCUAACAAAGGUUAGGGGAAGUCUCUCAAGAAAGGAAUUCAAGAACCAACGGACACUUACAAUUUUGUUGUCUCCACUGAAUUGACCUUGGCGGAAUUAUUGCGCACCAAAAACUACAAUACAAAGAGAGGAGAGAAAAGAAGAACGUAAACUGUACAUUUGACCUGACAGGUUGACUCAUAGAGCAAAUAAGUGAGAGUGCGUUCUCAAAAUUUAUGCAUUAUAUUACAUUAAAAAAGAGGUGCCCUGAUCCGUCAGAAUAAACUCAUGUUUAACUUUAUUUUUUAACAAAAAUAAUAAUGCUCUGCUUUAAUGAUUUUUUAAAGAUCAACGUCUUUUUUAGCUGUUUGAGGCCUUUCCCAAAACAUUUUACCUGAAACCAGCAUGUUUUUUAAAAAUUGAACAUAACUCAAGAAUGAAUAAAAAUUCCAUUCUAAUAUAUUGAAUGCAACUGUCUGUUACUAUCGGUUAAAAUCCCCUUAACCGAUUUUAACGAAAUUUGGUAUGGCACACUUUUUAGCCCACAAAUCAAAGAAUUAAAAAAAAAUUGAAAGUUUUCAUACUAAAUGCCUGAACCAUUGGCUAAUCUAAUUAAAGGCUGGUUUGUCAGCUGUUUACUUGUUGAGUAAUUUAUACAAAAAAAAACUUGAUUUAAUACUAGCUGCUUUAAAUACGUUUCAAGGAUAACAUCUAUUUCGUUAGAGGCACUUGCUAUUUAUGUUAACGAUCCACUAGGUUUCCUUUGUUAUAUUUUUUUGAUGAAAUUGUGCAUAAUUUAUAUUUUAUCAUUUCUAUUGUUUACUUUGGUCUAAUUUGACACGGUUUGUGUGCCACAAACUUCCACACGUGUUUUGUUAUCAUUUUGUAUCGCAUGUGAUAUAAGAAAUUCCUUAGCAGUUCUGUGAGUACUUAAGGUAUGUAGAUUUAUAGGAAGGUAAGGCCUUAAAAUCACGACAAGUAAUUAUAGAAUAAUUUAUAUUUAAUAUUAUAUAAGUUGUUGCUGAGAAUGUUGUCAUUUUUAAUAUCGCUCUUUAUUUUGUUUUAUCGUAUUAAGUGCUAUUUUGUAGUCUGAAUUUAUAUAAGGUUAUGGAUGUUAUGACUAAUUAUUAUUAUUAUUCUGUAUAUUUGAUCCAAACAUUGAUAGUACUACUAACGUGAUCAUUAAUGCAUUAUACUGAGCUUGCUAAUAAGUUCAUGUCAAAAUCAGUCCUGUAAUUACAUAUUUCUAAAUACAUAUGCUAAAACGUUUAUUCGAAUUUUUACUGAUGAAUUUUCACCCAAACUGUAUUGGCGACAUUCGUUCUUGAAAGAAAACCUGUUUAUGUUAAACAAAUUGAGCCCACCAAUCACAUUUUUUUGGCUUAAGAUUAGUUCUAUUUCUGGGGUUUUUCAAUAUACAUAUUUUAAGUAAGUAUGAAUAAAUAAAUGCUUAUUUCUUGAAGUCUUGAUUUGCUUGUACGUAAUGUUCAAACAGGAAAGGAAUACAAAAUUCGUGCCAUUUAUAUUUUGUUUGUACAUUGAGAAUAUUAUAAUAAGUCAACUAAGGACUAGUAAUGUGAUUGAGGCGUUUUGGUCUGUUAUGUGAUUUGCACAUUCCAUGUUUGUAUGCAAACUGUACAUACAACGUUAUGAAUGACCUCAUUGGGUUGUAUUGUCCGAUUGGAGCCUAAAUAGUUCUAACGGUAAAUAAUAUGAAUAUGAAUGAGCACAAAAACGUCCUUACAGAUUACUUUAGGCAUUAGUUACGGCGAAAUUUAAUUCUAAAUUGCAUUAUUUUCUCAAACUGCCAUAAAUAUGUUGCUGUCAAAUCAUGGUAAGAUCGCAAGGCGUGACCAUAUUAUUGUCUUCUAAAACUUUUGUUGCAUGUCGUCAACAUUAUAAAUAUGUGGCCCGACAUCCAUUUCAGCUAUCAGAUGAAUGACGUGAAAAAAUUAUCACGUUCUAUAUCAAUAGUCUGAUUUGCUAAACGCGUCGCCCAUCGCCGAUUUGAUGGGUACCAGACAAAAUAAAAUUGCUACAUGUAUGAAGACUCUUCAACUCACUAAAGAAAAAUUUUUCUAACAUGUUAUUUUAUGCAUAGUCUGGAUGCAUCAUUAAAAUUAAAAUAACAGCAAUAAUAAUUAAAUUUGCUAAUUGAAAUCCGGUCGUUGUCGGAUGAUCUGUUGCACCCCUUUACUUUUAAUACGUAUGAAAUACAUAAGUGACACCGAGAGCCAUAUUUAAUUAGUAGUAAUAUAUUUUUGUAUUUGUACAAAUGUAUGUCCAGAAUAAGUCCGCAACAAUGUACCUUUUUGUAAAACAUAUCUUCUUGAUUUGUUUCAUUGUACAAUAUUAACGAACAUUUAUUUACAUUUAAAUUGUAAUGAUUAGUUAUAAAUUAAAAUAGUAUCGAUUAUGUGUAUAAGUGUAUGUAUAUGCGAGAUUUGUAAUGAGGUUGUGUUGUACCAUCCAACAUUUACAUGUUUUGUUAUUUCGUUGUAUUGCUAUUUUGUAAAAUUACCCUUAAAAGUGUAAUGAACUAUUGAAUUUGUAUCGAAAAUAUUUGUGGUCCUAGUAGGCCCAAAACAUUUUCCCUUUAGAGGCAAUAAUGCGCUUCGGACAGUUAUUUGUUAUCAGUUAUUCACAAGUUCGUAACAGUCCGGUGCUAAUUUUUUUUUAUCGAUCUUUGUUUGAUUUUCCUAAAGAAAAACUUUUUCACUAUACAUUUGUGACCACAAAUAUUUCCGGUUGUAUUUUUUAAAAUCGCUACUAAUAAUACUAAUGUGAAUAACUAAUAACAAUUAUGUUAAAUUAUGUUAUAAAGAUAUUGUAACUUUAGAACAUUGUAAAUAUCGGAUUGUCGCAGACUUUUUCUUUUGUUACAAAUAAAUAAAAUGUAUUGAAAGUUACGUAGCAGUUUACAUCGGUUUAAAAUAUUUAAAAAUGCUUAGUAUUGCUUGGAGGUUGUAGCUUGAAUUGUGAUAAAUCGCCUAACGCAUAGAAACUCGUUAAUUUGGAAAAAAAUCAAUGGCUUUAAUAGUGCACAAAUGUCACAUAAUGAACAUUUAUAGAAUUUUUAUUAUGCAAAACUAAUGCUUUUAAUAUGUAAUAUCAAAGAAAUUAAAUAUUCACACACAUAUAUUUAUAUAUAAUAUAGGUAGUACAAAAUAAUAUUGCGUCAGUAUAUAGUUACAUAAUUUUGGGUAUUUAAAAUGAUAAAAAAUGUUUCGUAUUCCAGGGGGUUGUAAGAUUACCUGUGUCGUUAAAAUUAACAACCUUAUUACUUUGACGUUAUGAACUCGUUUGUAAAAUCUAAUAACAUCUAAUGCGAAAAUGUUGUGCCAUAAUAAUUAGAACCUGAUACGUUGUUAUACUGGAAAGUCUAUACUCUUUGGGAUAUUAAACCUUUGUGUCAAAAGAAAGUUACAUAUUUUGUUUUAAAAUUAAUAUUAUUUUUUAUAAUAUUGUCAUUCUAAUUUUCCGUUGAGAUCUCAAAUUUUUCAUUUUGCUAAGCAUUUUUGUACCAAAAAAAAUUAUCCAUACCAUAAUAAUUAAUUAUUAUGCUUUGAUAAACUGUACUUUUGUUAUUUACACUUCGUAGAUAUGAGGAGUUUAUUAUAUGUAAACUCGCGAACUUUAUAUCUUAUUUCACGACACUAUUUUUUACUUUUUGCCAUAAAUCAUAACCGCUGUUAAUUAUUAUCAAUAAUAACUCGAUAAUAAUCUUCAACAGCUUUUUUUAUUUAAUAAAUCAUGUAGGAACACACAUU